Messenger RNA from Ilyonectria robusta, 1371 nucleotides. RefSeq lists its product as uncharacterized. Gene Ontology annotation, molecular function: DNA binding. Gene Ontology annotation, cellular component: nucleolus. Gene Ontology annotation, biological process: rRNA processing; negative regulation of transcription by RNA polymerase II. The record is from RefSeq and is a predicted model, not a curated record. NCBI's taxonomy places the organism in Eukaryota, Fungi, Ascomycota, Sordariomycetes, Hypocreales, Nectriaceae. The transcript is spliced from 3 exons. The coding region runs from base 1 to 1371 and encodes 456 amino acids.
AUGGUAUCUUUCUCAUGUGAGGAGUGUGGUGACGUCCUCACCAAGAAGAAGCUCGAUCCUCAUCGAAACCGCUGCCGUAGCGCCACCUUCACCUGCAUCGAUUGUAUGGUGCAUUUCCCCGGCGUCCAAUACCGAUUCCAUACUAGUUGCAUGACCGAAGACCAGAAGUACCAAGGUGCUCUCUACAAGGACAAGUCGAAGAAGCCGAACAACAACAACAGCAACAACAACACCCCCAAGUACAACCACACCGCCACCAACAACAACGCCAACAAUAACGCCAACAACAACAACGACGACAUGGCUCACAACGCUUACGUCGAGGAUUGCGGCGAAGACCGCGAGUACGACUGGGCCGAGUACGAAGGCCCGACCGAGGAUGAGAAGUCUCCCUCUGAGCCUCCGCCAGAGGCACCCACUCCGCCUUCCGCCCACGAAGAUCAUGUUGAUGUCUUUGAGUUCCUGGUAGCGACUGGACAGACCCCGAAUGCGUCCAACAUGAACCUCACUGGCGAACAUGGACUACCAGAUGCCGAGCAUGGCAGCACUCUCGUACGAUAUGAGCCCCCCAAGGAGGCCCUCCUGGAUCCUCUCGACCCCAACUCCUACAUUGAUGAGGAUGCUCUCGUACAAUAUGGAGCUGCUCCUGUGCCCAGCGCUGAGUUCGUCACCCCGGCCCCAAAACACGUGCGACGCAAAAGCCGAGAGGGCAGCGAGAAGAAGGACAAGAAGCGCAAGCGUCUACACGUCGAUGUCCCCACUGACCAGGAGAUGACCGACGCUCCCCCACACUUGCACACUGGCCUUACUGGUGGCCUCAACCGCAUGAUGCGCCCCAUCUUCCCCCCGUCCCCCGACUACUCCGGAGGUGACGCCCCCGAAGUCUCUCCCGCGAGCCCGUUGAAGAAGUCGAAGCACACAAAGCACUCCAAGCAUGCGAAGCAAGGCCAAGUUACCAACAGCAUCUUUGGCAUGAUUGCGGGGACGAAGACGAAGACCAAGGUCAAGACCAAGAGUAGCAAGACCAAGAAGCCCAAGUCGUCGUCGUCGUCGUCGAAGAAGCACAAGGAGAAGACCCCGCAGCUCAUCGAGUACCGACCUCAUUCUAAGGACGGCAAGGCUGAGAAGGACGAGGCGAGAGAGAGCCAGGUGAUUCUCUACAAGCCUCGUGCAGACAUGUUCCUCAGCUUUGUCACCAAGGGACCCGAGAGUGAGCGUGGGUGCAGCAUGAACAAGGUGCUGAAGCGCUUCCACCGAGAGCGCCAAGCGAGUGGCGCCGAAACGGGCAAGGGCAUGGAAGAGAAGGAACUCUGGCGAUCGCUUCGACUACGCCAGAACGAGCGGGGUGAGAUCGUCUUGUUUUCUGUGUAA